UUUUCUCAACCCUCUCCUUUCACCCCUUCCUUUUCCUUUUCAUCUUUUCUGUAUAUUUCUUACUUCCUUCCGCCGUACUUCGCCGGAAACACUGCUGAUCACAAACUAUUAUCUCUCUGAUCAAAUACACUCACUCCCCUAUGACUCUCUAGUGCUACGAUUCCCUUCAUCUUUUCAGACGAGCACGUAGGUCGGUUGCUUACCGGAAUUUCAGCUACCAAUGAAGGUGCCUGGCGUCACUUUGAUAGCGACUAAUCACGGCGAAGGCGCGGAGAAGUUCAUGAUAAAUCCGGAGCUAUGGCAAGCGUGCGCUGGACCUCUGGUCAAUUUACCGGCGGCUGGGACCCACGUCGUCUAUUUCCCUCAAGGACACAGCGAACAGGUUUCUGCAUCUAUGAAGAAGGGUAUGGAUGCUCAAAUUCCAAGUUAUCCUAAUCUUCAGUCGAAGUUGUUAUGCAUUCUGCAUAAUGUUACAUUGCAUGCUGAUCCUGAGACAGAUGAAGUAUAUGCUCAGCUGACACUCCAACCUGUUACUGCGUUUGAUAAGGAAGCGUUAUUGAGGUCAGACCUCUCGAUGAAAUCAUAUAAGCCACAAACGGAGUUUUUUUGCAAAACUCUUACAGCAAGUGAUACAAGCACUCAUGGAGGGUUUUCUGUACCUCGCCGAGCAGCCGAGAAAAUAUUUCCACCUCUGGAUUUUUCGAUGCAACCACCUGCACAAGAACUUGUGGCAAGAGAUUUACAUGAUAGUGUAUGGACAUUUCGCCAUAUCUUUCGUGGGCAACCAAAACGGCACUUGCUCACGACUGGUUGGAGCCUGUUUGUUAGUGGAAAAAGGCUUUCUGCUGGAGAUUCGGUCUUGUUUAUUAGGGAUGAAAAGCAGCAGCUUCUAUUGGGUAUUAGACGAGCCACCAGGCAACCGACCAAUUUAUCAUCAUCAGUUUUGUCCAGUGAUAGCAUGCACAUCGGAGUCUUGGCUGCUGCUGCCCAUGCAGCUGCCAACAACAGCCCUUUCACCGUGUUUUAUAAUCCAAGGGCUAGUCCAUCGGAAUUUGUUAUUCCCUUAGCAAAGUACUACAAAGCAGCGUGCAGCAACCAACUAUCUCUUGGCAUGCGCUUCCGUAUGAUGUUCGAGACUGAAGAGUCUGGAACAAGAAGGUAUAUGGGUACAAUUACAGGCAUUAAUGAUCUAGAUGGAGUGAGAUGGAAGAAUUCACAGUGGCGUAAUAUACAGGUAGGCUGGGAUGAGUCAACUGCUGGCGAAAGGAGGAACCGUGUCUCAAUUUGGGAGAUCGAACCUGUUACAGCUCCUUUUUUCAUAUGCCCGACUCCCUUUUAUGGAUUAAAUCGUCAAAGAUAUCCCGGAAUUCCAGAUGGUGAAUCUGCUGACCUAGACAAUUUCUUCAAGAGAACAAUGCCUUGGGUUGGUGAAGAUAUGUCGAUGAAAGAUACUGGCCUAAGCUUAGUCCAAUGGAUGAAUAUGCAGCAAAGCUCGAUACAAUCCAACCACUUGAAUCCAUUGGCUGCACCUGUUUUGCAAAACUAUGGUGGACCAGAUAUGUCACGAAUUCUUCCACACGACAGCUUACAGUUUAAUAGUCUAAGGUCAACAGCACAGCUUGAUCAGCUAAAAAACCAACUCGUGCCUUCCACUGUGAACCCAUUAGCCUCCAUGAUGCAACCACUGCAACAGUUGGCUAGCCCGAGUCUGCAAACAACUAAACAAAAUGUAGUCAAUCAAUCGCUGCCUCAGAAUCGAGUUCAAUCCCAUAUUCAACCUCAAAAUGCUCUUCAGCAGCAGUCAUCAGUACAAAACCCUCAGCUCCAUAGAAACCUUCCACAGCAGAUGGCUGAGGUGAGUCAAAGUCAACAGAAAAUAUCAUUGCCGCCCGAGUUUCCCGAUCAACAACAAUUACAGAUGCCUGAAAAUCAAGUUCAGCAUCUACAAAAGCUUCAUCAGCGACAACAAUCACUUUUAGCUCACCAAUCUGCACAGCUACAACCCCAAGAUCAGCAAAAACCAUUAGCAGAUCAACAGCAAAUGUUAAGAAAUAAUAGCCAAACAAAUAUUUGGUUUACCCAUCUUUCUCAGCAACCAAAGCAGACCGAUCAACUCUUGACCUAUGGCAACGGUUUAUUGAUGGGGACUGCAGCCACAGGAGGUCAAUCUGGUAUAACUGAUGAUGUUCCAUCGGGUUCCACCUCACCUUCAACAAAUAAUGGCCCGAUCAUGCUUCCAUCAGUUAUUGAUGGUAGAUCCUACCGGAGCACAAGUAUGGGCGGUGAAGAGAUCACUCAAGCUUCUGCUCACCUAAUGAAUACCAGUGGUUUAGAAACCGUAUCACCAAAUAUCGAGUUUUUUAAAGAAUUGCAGCAAAAAUCUGGUAUGAAGCCGAGUGACAACAUCUCAGAGAGUCAGAAUAAAGGAUUCAUAGCUCCACAAAUAUACUUGCAUCAUGUGUUUGGAACCCAAGUCGGUUACUUGGACAGUUCAUCUUCAGGGACUUCAGUUUGUGUUUCUCAAAAUGAUGUUCAUUUGCAACAGCAGAACUCCAAUCAGCUGUCUUUUGAUUCUCAACCGCUGCCAAUUCAAGGUGGGGAAGUUGAAGAUGAUCAUAUUCCAUUUGGGACAAACAAUGAAAACCAUUUGGGUAUGAUUCCUGACCCUUUGAUCACAAAAAGGAUGAUGGGAUGUGGUAAAGAUUUCCAAAACAAUCAACCAGAUGUCUCUUCCCAGUCAUUUGGGGUUCCAGAUAUGAGUUUCAAUUCCAUUGAUUCCACAAUAAAUGGCGGCAGUUUGUUGAAUAGUGGUGUGUGGGCUCCAGUACCAGCGCAACCACAACCUUUUCAACGGAUGCGUACUUAUACCAAGGUAUACAAACGUGGAGCAGUAGGAAGAUCAAUUGAUAUUACUGCUUAUUCAGGCUACAAGGAACUGAAACAGGAUCUGGCUCGACGAUUUGGUAUAGAGGGACAACUGGAGGAUCGGCAAAGAAUUGGGUGGAAACUUGUGUACGUUGAUCAUGAGAACGAUGUUCUCUUGGUCGGGGAUGACCCUUGGGAGGAGUUCGUGAGCUGUGUAUGCUACAUCAAGAUAUUGUCCCCUCAAGAAGUACAGCAGAUGAGUUUGGAUGGAGAUUUUGGGCACCCAAAUCAACCUUGCACAAGCUCCGACCUCUAGUAUAUAGUUAGCAUAGUCACACGUGUAAGCCUUCUAUUGGUUAUUCAGGUAGCCAUAUAAAAUUAAGAACACACAAGGUCUAAAGAAAUAUUAGCUAGUUUGGGACUGGAAAGUGAAGCAGAGAAUUAUUAUUAUGAAUCUCAUCUUCUUAAUUGCAACAUCAUCAUCAUCAUCAUGAUGAUGAUAGCAAUGUAUUGCAAUUUUUUUCUUUUAUCAUUUUUAUAGAAGCUUGGAAAUUUGUAGUAAUUUCGGUUGUAUAGAUAUCGACUUGCU
Molecule: messenger RNA, 3454 nt
Organism: Cynara cardunculus var. scolymus (artichoke)
Lineage: Eukaryota; Viridiplantae; Streptophyta; Magnoliopsida; Asterales; Asteraceae
Product: auxin response factor 19-like
Exons: 14
Coding region: 221-3181 (986 amino acids)
Biological process (GO): response to hormone; regulation of DNA-templated transcription
Cellular component (GO): nucleus
Molecular function (GO): DNA binding; protein binding
Source: RefSeq, a predicted model, not a curated record